Messenger RNA from Gastrolobium bilobum, 1221 nucleotides. Its product is annotated as protease Do-like 5, chloroplastic. Gene Ontology annotation, biological process: proteolysis. The record is from RefSeq and is a predicted model, not a curated record. Gene Ontology annotation, molecular function: serine-type endopeptidase activity. The transcript has 8 exons. Bases 136 to 1086 code for a protein of 316 amino acids. NCBI's taxonomy places the organism in Eukaryota, Viridiplantae, Streptophyta, Magnoliopsida, Fabales, Fabaceae.
AGAAGGGUCUAAACCGUGACAUUAUCCUAUGUCUUUGAGCUAGGACUAGGAGUAGGACCAUGGAACAACACCACCUAGUUUUUGGUCCUUUUGUUUUGAUUUGAACAGUUAGAUUAGUGUGCUACAGAGGGAGCCAUGGCACUGUUUUCUCUCCAAAGUAAGCUUUCCCCGUUGUCAGUGUUAACUAGGCCCUCCUCAUCCUCAACAAAGAACCUUCCCUCUGUUACUGCCACUGUUACUAGGCGACGAGCCAUAGUCUUUGGUUCCAACCUUGUAGUGGCUUCCUGGCUCAGUUUGGUUAAUCUCUAUUCAGCACCGCUUGCACUAGGUCAACAGCCACAAGAUGAUGAGCUUCAGGAAGAAGAAGACCACGUUGUGCACCUGUUUCAGGAAACUUCACCGUCGGUUGUUUUCAUUAAAGACCUUGAAUUGACUAAAGUCCCCAAGACCUCUUCUAAUGAAGUCAUGCUAAAUGAGGAUGAAGAUGCAAAAGUGGAAGGCACUGGUUCAGGCUUCAUUUGGGAUAAAUUUGGUCACAUAGUUACCAAUUACCAUGUUGUUGCUAAACUGGCUACUGAUACAAGUGGUUUACAACGUUGUAAGGUGUUCCUAGUUGAUGCCAAAGGGAAUAGCUUUUGCAGGGAAGGGAAGAUAAUUGGAUUUGAUGCAGCAUAUGAUCUAGCUGUUCUGAAGGUUGAUGUUGAUGGAUAUGAAAUAAAGCCUGUUGUUCUUGGUCAAUCUAACAAUUUACAUGUUGGCCAGAGUUGCUUUGCCAUUGGAAAUCCUUAUGGAUAUGAGAACACUCUCACAACUGGGGUGGUCAGUGGUUUAGGCCGCGAGAUACCUUCACCAAUUGGAGGGGCCAUUAAAGGAGCUAUUCAAACUGACGCAGCUAUUAAUGCAGGAAAUUCAGGUGGACCAUUAAUUGACUCGUAUGGCCACGUUAUUGGAGUAAACACAGCUACCUUCACUAGGAAAGGGACUGGAGUGUCAUCUGGUGUUAACUUUGCAAUUCCCAUUCACACUGUUAUCAGGAGUGUGCCUUACCUUAUUGUCUACGGAACACCUUAUAGUAAUAGGUUCUAAUUAUGCAUGUUACAUUUGAUAAACUUCAAUUCUUGAGUAAAACUUUAGAUAAACUAUGAAUAUCAUUUUUACAUUCAAGUUGUACAUGAGUUGAAAACAAGUAUUCUAACUUUAACUUACUAGUACUUAAUUUUU